AUGGCGCUGGAGCUGGGGCCGAAGGGCGUGCGGACCAACGUCGUCGCGCCUGGAUAUAUCGAUACGCCGACGAACUCGGGCGUGGUCAAGGGCGGGGAGGACGUGAUGCGAAUGGAGGACGGCAACAGCCUCGGUCGACUCGGGACUCCCGAAGAGAUCGCGGACGUGGUAGCUUUCUUGAUGAGCGAGGAAGCGAGGAUUAAGACGGACAAAAUGUUCUACGCACAACUUGUUGGACUGGAGCCCCAUGUGGAGUCUACGCAGCAGCUAGCUGAGAGCGAGCGAGGAGGCCGUUCUGCAUGGCAACAGCAGCUAUGGGGUGGCAUUUACUUGAUGGAGGUUGGAGCGGCAGCGUGCGAGUAA
This is a messenger RNA of Fomitopsis serialis, 363 nucleotides long. RefSeq lists its product as uncharacterized. The record is from RefSeq and is a predicted model, not a curated record. The transcript has 3 exons. NCBI's taxonomy places the organism in Eukaryota, Fungi, Basidiomycota, Agaricomycetes, Polyporales, Fomitopsidaceae. The coding region runs from base 1 to 363 and encodes 120 amino acids.